AGUUCGCAGACUCUUCGGUUACUCAGUUACGGUUCUCAAGUCACAAUUCUGAAGUUUAGCAACAGAAGCGACAACUUUUGGUUUGCUUUCUUAUUUGUGACUUAGCAAAAACGUCAAGGAGCGUUGAAGAUUUAUUUUUGCAUCGUUGUCCUUUCGUUUGAAGGAUUCAAGUUUGCCAAACUUUGCGCUCCAACAGACUGGCAACACGGAUUAAAAAAAGGAAGAAGGACUUUCUUUUUUCUUGUGAGAAGCCGGUCCUGCAUCGUUCUCGCAUGAAUCUGCUCGACCCUUACCUGAAGAUGUCAGAAGAACAGGAUAAGUGUCACUCUGACGUUCCAAGCCCCAGCAUGUCUGAGGACUCCGCGGGCUCACCAUGCCCGUCCGGCUCCGGUUCGGACACCGAGAACACUCGACCGUCCGACAACCACCUCCUCCUGGGUGCCGACUACAAGAAGGAAGGAGAAGAAGAGAAGUUUCCUGUGUGUAUCAGAGACGCGGUGUCGCAAGUGUUGAAGGGCUACGACUGGACGCUGGUGCCAAUGCCGGUGCGUGUCAACGGCUCAAGCAAGAGCAAACCUCACGUGAAAAGACCCAUGAACGCCUUCAUGGUGUGGGCUCAAGCGGCGCGGAGAAAACUGGCUGAUCAGUACCCGCACCUGCACAACGCAGAGCUCAGUAAAACCCUGGGGAAACUUUGGAGGCUGCUUAAUGAGGUAGAGAAGCGUCCGUUCGUAGAGGAGGCUGAGCGCUUGAGAGUGCAGCAUAAAAAGGACUACCCCGACUAUAAAUACCAACCAAGGAGGAGGAAAUCUGUCAAGAACGGCCUGAGUGAACCGGAGGACGAGCAAACCCACAUCUCUCCAAAUGCGAUCUUUAAGGCGCUGCAGCAGGCCGACUCUCCUGCAUCCAGUUUGGGAGAGGUGCACUCUCCAGGAGAACAUUCAGGUCAGUCACAAAGUCCACCAACACCCCCAACCACCCCCAAAAUGGAUCUCCCUUCCAGCAAAGUUGACCUAAAGCCUGAAAGGCGACCUGCACAAGAAGGCACCAGCCGACAGCUCAAUAUCGACUUUGGAGCUGUGGACAUUGGUGAGCUGAGCAGUGACGUCAUCUCCAACAUGGGUAGCUUCGAUGUUGACGAGUUUGAUCAGUAUCUGCCACCACACAGCCACGCUGGGGUUACUGGUGCAGCCCUGGCUGGUUACCCUGGCAGCUACGGGAUCAACAGCUCUUCAGUCAGUCAUGGAGCCACUGUUGGAGCUCACACCUGGAUGUCCAAGCAGCAGCAGCAGCAGCAUUCUCUGACCACCCUGGGCAGUGGUGGCGGAGGAGGAAGAGGAGGAGGAGAGCAACAGGAUCAGCAGAGAACCACCCAGAUUAAGACGGAGCAGCUGAGUCCAAGCCACUACAAAGAGCAGCAGGGUUCCCCGCAGCAUAUCUCCUACGGGUCCUUCAACCUGCAGCACUACAGCACCUCCUCCUACCCCCCCAUCACAAGAGCACAAUAUGACUAUUCAGACCACCAGAGUGGUGCCAACUCUUACUACAGCCAUUCCACAGGCCAAGGUUCCAGCUUGUAUUCCACCUUCAGCUACAUGACUUCCAGCCAGAGGCCGAUGUAUACCCCCAUAGCUGACAAUGCUGGUGUGCCCUCCAUGCCGCAGUCCCACAGUCCACAGCACUGGGAACAGCAGCCCAUUUACACUCAGCUGUCAAGGCCUUGAGGAGACAGUCUGAGAACACCCAGGACUUGUGUAAGCCCCGAUGCCACACACACCUAUUUCCAUCAGAAAAACAGAAUGUGGACGUUUUUGUAACUCUAAAGUUUAUCUCUGAAUUGGCUCACGGCAGUGCCUUUUGUAAUAGUUGUGAUUAUAUAUUUUUACAUAUAAUGUUUUAAGUCCUCUGUGAGGACAUACUUGUCAUGAGUAUAAUAGUAUGUACUGUGUAUGUAUUCUGCUUUGAUUAAGGUCAGUCAUCAUCACCAUCCUCCCGAUUGGUAGGUUUGUUUGGUAGGUACAGGGAUGUCGGGUUAAAACACCCUCCGUGGCCUUAUUUCUCACAAAUUAGCUUUUAUUUGUAUUUUACAGGAAGUAAGAAAAUGUAUUUACUGAUAUUUCAUGAAAGCCUCUGAGUUUUUGUGCUGUACAUAUGUUAAUUCUUUAAGAGAUGUUGAACAAUGCAGGAGUGUAAUAGAUUAGAGGUCCUGGCCAUGAUAUGACAUGUCCUUUGUGAUAAAGCCCAAUGUUCGAUUUCCUGUUUGCUUCAGCUGAGUUGUUUGAAACGUCAUACCAAGUGCCGUGUAACUCUUUUAGGGGACUUACUGUGUUGUGAAAGCAAAGCUUGCUUUUAUAUGCCUUGAUACCAUUGGUGCCUAUGGAGCCGCAGCGGAAGAGUCGCACACUGGUGCUGCAGUUGUGGAAACAGCAGCACAGGUCCGACUUCCUGCUUGAUGAGAUUCAGGAAGUGACCUUUGACCUGACCAUUUGCCAGAACCCUUCAGGUCUAAACAUGCUACUACCAGAUUUUUUUGCCUCCUCUUUUAUUCCUAAUUAUUUUUUUCUUAAUUUAUUAUUUAGCAUUAAUUUUAUUUCAGAUUAACUGUUUGCCAAUAUAUUUUAAAACUCAGCAGCAGUUAACAAAGGUGAAUUGGGUUGCUGUCAUUUGUGGUACAAGGUUGUUUAUUUAUCAUUUGUAAAUAUUACUGUAAGAACAUUUUUCUUUGAUUCUCCACCUUUUCUGUAGAGAAUACUUUAAAAAAAUUACAACAUGGGCCUUUUUCUCUUUUUCUUCUUCUAACAAAGGAUUUUUCAGAAGCAGCUGUAAAGAAAUAGCUUGAAUCAACGUGAUGCAUUUUGUUUUCGGAAUGAAAAGUUGUUCUUUAUUUUAUAUUUUGUAUUAGUUCUCAUUGUCAUCUCAAUGCAGUUUCCCUAGGAAACACGGCAUUAUCUUAAAAGCUUGUUUUGUAAUAUUUUUGUUUGCAAUAAAAAUGAAAUCAGAAAAAUG
Messenger RNA from Nothobranchius furzeri (turquoise killifish), 3006 nucleotides. Its product is annotated as transcription factor Sox-9-B. Gene Ontology annotation, cellular component: nucleus. The record is from RefSeq and is a predicted model, not a curated record. Gene Ontology annotation, molecular function: DNA-binding transcription factor activity, RNA polymerase II-specific; RNA polymerase II cis-regulatory region sequence-specific DNA binding. Lineage: Eukaryota; Metazoa; Chordata; Actinopteri; Cyprinodontiformes; Nothobranchiidae. Gene Ontology annotation, biological process: morphogenesis of an epithelium; oligodendrocyte differentiation; negative regulation of transcription by RNA polymerase II.